GGCUGGAGUCGGAUUGCGUCGGAUGUUUUUCGCCUUGUGAGAGGCGCACAGCGGGACGUGGUGGUUGUAAUCGUCGGUAAUGGUCAUCAUCCAGGCCUAUAUUUAACAUUUGAAUGAUACCACUGAGUUAGGAAGGCGUUUUCUCCGCCGCAUGCACACUCGAGGAGACGGCACUGCACGCUACCGACAAUAUGGACUUGCACAUAUUGGACCACAGGCUCCGAGUCAUCAGCAUAUCCAAGAAUGGGCUGGUGAAUUUCACACACCCCCUGAUUAAACUGAUAUUCCUCCGGAACAGAACCCGAUGCAAGUUUUUCAGUCUGACAGAGACACCAGAGAAUUACACAGUUGUCCUUGAUGAGGAAGGUUUCAAAGAGCUCCAGCCCUCAGAGCAUCUCAAGGUCGAAAGCUCCAUCUGGCUGCCGCUCAACGUGGCCUCCAAUGGCAACGCCUCCAGCAGCUCACAGGCUGUCGGCGUGACCAAGAUCGCCAAGUCGGUCAUCGCCCCUCUGGCCCAGCAGCACGUUUCUGUCUUCAUGCUCUCUACUUAUCAGACCGACUUCAUCCUGGUAAAGGAGAAAGACCUGUCCGUAGUCGUCAGCACGCUGGAGGAGGAGUUCAAUAUCUACAAAGAGGUGGGAGGGGAGUCUGUACCUAUGCAUUGUCAGGAUGUCAUCAACGGCCUCCAGAAGAACGGCAAAGAAGGUAGAGGUCACUUUGUUCAGUCCAUCCAGCCCACGGUCCACCCAGUAGUAAUCCCCCAGAACCAGUUCUGUGUCAUGUCUCUGGACCCGGACACUCUGCCGUCCAUCGCCACCACGCUCAUCGAUGUCCUGUUUUAUUCCAACAGUCCCAAGGAGGAUGCGCAGUCGGCUCCGAGCCAGGGUUUGGACUGCAUCAAGUUCUUCUCCUUCUCCCUCAUUGAUGGCUACAUCUCACUGGUGAUGGACACCGAGGCUCAGAGACAGUUUCCUGCUGACCUCCUCUUCACCAGCUCCUCUGGGGAGCUGUGGCGAAUGGUUCGUAUAGGCGGACAACCGCUGGGCUUUGAUGAAUGUGGAAUAGUGGCCCAGAUAUCUCAGCCUUUGGCGGACAGCGACAUCUCUGCCUACUACAUCAGCACCUUCAGCUUCGACCACGCUCUGCCAAGGUGCUGGAAGAAGUGGUUGCCACACAGGUUCAGGACCAGCUUAAACUAAACUGCCUCUAUGAGAAAUUCCAGUCCGGUUCCCGUUCUGCCCACAGCACUGGAACAGCUCUAGUCAGGGUCACAAACAACCUGCUGAUGGCGGCUGACACUGGCUCACCAUCUCUACUCAUCCUCCUGGAUCUGAUUGCAGUGUUUGACCCUAUCGACCACAACAUCCUCCUUCAGCGCGUCCAAUACACCAUAGGACUCUCUGACUCUGCCCUGAGCUGGUUCCAGUCUUACCUGUCUAGAAAAACAGAGUAUGUCUCCUUGGGAGGUGCAAGCUCCCAGUCCUCAAGGGUCGACCCUCGGGGCCACUCUUUUCACCCUCUAAACUCUGCCCCUUGGCAAUGUCAUCAGCCAGCAUGGAAUAUCGUUCCAUUGUUAUGCUGAUGACACGCAGCUAUAUAUAAAGACAGAUCCUAUCGCCCAUGCAUCAUCACUGACCUCUUCAUCCAUAAACACCUGCCUUGAGGAGAUAAAGGCUUGGAUGCAACAGAUUUUCCUGCAGCUAAAUAUCAGCAAAACGGAGGCUAUUUUAGUCGGCACACCAAAACAGAUCCAGUCAUCUCCCAUAACCCACAUCACCUUUUCUGGCCAAAACAUUCCACCCUCCGCAACAAUUACCAACCUGUCUUUAAGAAUUGACCGUCAUCUGACCUUUGAUACCCACUUCAAACGCCUGUGCAAAACCUCCUUCAACCACCUCAGGAACAUUGCAAAACUCCGUCCCACAUUCUCCCAUUCAGAUGCUGAACAACUGGUCCAUGCCUUUGUAUCCUCAAGGCUCGAUUACUGCAACGCUCUUCUCAUCGAGAAUCCUAGUGGGAGCCUUCAAAAGCUCCAAUAAAUAGAGAACAGAACCGCUAGGAUCCUGAUGAGGGUGCGAAAAUAUGAUCACAUCACACCCAUUCUUCAUUCCCUCCAAUGGCUUCCUGUCCCGAAAUAUCACUACUCACUCAUCAGUGCAUCCACGGGAAUGCCAAAACUCUGCACCCUGGGGAAUCGUGCCUUCUGUGCAGCUGCUUUCCACCUGUGGAAUUCCCUCCCUGAACACCUUAG
This is a messenger RNA of Eleginops maclovinus (Patagonian blennie), 2251 nucleotides long. It is a transcript of the gene castor1, whose product is annotated as cytosolic arginine sensor for mTORC1 subunit 1. Lineage: Eukaryota; Metazoa; Chordata; Actinopteri; Perciformes; Eleginopidae. The transcript has 9 exons. The record is from RefSeq and is a predicted model, not a curated record. Gene Ontology annotation, molecular function: arginine binding. Gene Ontology annotation, biological process: negative regulation of TORC1 signaling. The coding region runs from base 192 to 1199 and encodes 335 amino acids.